Messenger RNA from Populus trichocarpa (black cottonwood), 3193 nucleotides. RefSeq names its product AP-1 complex subunit gamma-2. Gene Ontology annotation, cellular component: membrane coat; AP-1 adaptor complex; Golgi apparatus. Gene Ontology annotation, biological process: receptor-mediated endocytosis; Golgi to vacuole transport; intracellular protein transport. Lineage: Eukaryota; Viridiplantae; Streptophyta; Magnoliopsida; Malpighiales; Salicaceae. Gene Ontology annotation, molecular function: clathrin-cargo adaptor activity. The coding region runs from base 253 to 2886 and encodes 877 amino acids. The transcript is spliced from 18 exons. The record is from RefSeq and is a predicted model, not a curated record.
UUUAUAAGUGAAAAAUAAUAAUUAAUUAAUUAAAAAAAAGCGCACACACUCUGUCUCUCUCAGAUCCAAAUCUCUCUUCCUUCUCAUCUUCUCUUCUCUGAGAUCUCUAAAAUUAUAUAUCCGGAUCUUGAUCACCUUAUUCGGAUUCUCUUGAUUGAAUCCCCGGGUCACGUCGCAAUUUUUGACCAAGAGUUAACUUUCGUUCUCGGAUCUGAUUAAGCUUCCAGGAAAUUCUCGGAAACGGACCCAAUCAUGAAUUCGUUCUUUUCCGGUACGCGUCUUAGGGACAUGAUUCGGGCAAUACGGGCUUGUAAAACGGCGGCGGAGGAAAGAGCUGUUGUGAGAAAAGAAUGUGCUGCAAUUCGAACGUCGAUUAAUGAAAAUGAUCAAGAUUAUAGACACCGGAAUUUGGCAAAGCUUAUGUUUAUUCAUAUGCUUGGCUACCCAACACAUUUUGGUCAAAUGGAGUGCUUAAAGUUGAUUGCCUCCGCCGGAUUUCCUGAAAAGAGGAUCGGAUAUCUCGGCCUCAUGUUACUUCUUGAUGAAAGACAAGAAGUUCUAAUGCUCGUUACCAACUCGCUAAAACAAGAUCUUAAUCAUUCAAACCAGUAUAUUGUGGGACUUGCACUUUGUGCUUUGGGAAAUAUUUGUUCAGCAGAAAUGGCUCGUGAUCUUGCACCAGAAGUGGAAAGAUUGCUGCAAUUUCGGGAUCCAAAUAUUCGGAAAAAGGCUGCAUUAUGCUCUAUACGGAUUAUUAGGAAAGUCCCGGAUCUGGCAGAAAAUUUUAUAAAUCCUGCGGCUGCCUUACUAAAAGAGAAGCAUCAUGGAGUCUUAAUAACGGGAAUUCAACUCUGUACAGAUUUAUGUAAAGUCAGUCCGGAAGCCCUCGAGUUUUUGAGAAAGAAACACACAGAAGGGUUGGUCAGAACUUUAAAGGAUGUUGUUAACAGUCCAUAUGCACCGGAAUAUGACAUUGCCGGUAUCGCGGACCCUUUUCUCCAUGUCAGAUUGCUCAAACUUUUGCGUGCGUUGGGCCAAGGAGAUGCUGAUGCUAGUGAUGCCAUGAAUGACAUACUUGCUCAGGUGGCAACAAAAACUGAGUCAAACAAAAAUGCUGGAAAUGCUAUUCUAUAUGAAUGUGUUGAAACUAUCAUGAGCAUUGAAGAUAAUGGUGGCCUACGAGUGCUUGCUAUUAAUAUCCUGGGAAGAUUUUUGUCUAACCGUGACAAUAAUAUCAGAUAUGUUGCAUUAAACAUGCUGAUGAAGGCUAUUACUGUAGAUGCUCAAGCUGUACAAAGGCAUCGGGCAACAAUCUUGGAAUGUGUAAAGGAUUCAGAUGCUUCAAUCAGGAAAAGGGCCCUUGAACUUGUUUACGUUCUGGUGAACGAGACCAAUGUAAAACCUUUGACAAAAGAGCUAAUUGAUUAUCUGGAAGUAAGUGAUGAAGAAUUUAAAGGGGAUCUUACUGCCAAAAUUUGCUCCAUUGUUGAGAAGUUCUCCCCUGAGAAAAUUUGGUACAUUGAUCAGAUGCUCAAGGUUCUUGCUGAGGCUGGAAACUUUGUAAAAGAUGAAGUAUGGCAUGCCCUUAUUGUUGUGAUAAGCAAUGCUUCCGACCUUCAUGGAUAUACAGUCAGGGCAUUGUACAAAGCUUUCCAAACAUCUUCUGAGCAGGAAAGCCUUGUUCGCGUAGCAGUUUGGUGCAUUGGGGAAUACGGUGACAUGUUGAUGAAUAAUGUUGGAAUGCUUGCCAUAGAGGAUCCUGUAACUGUUACGGAGUCUGACAUUGUGGAUGUUGUUGAGAUUGCUUUAAAGCACCAUGCCUUAGACCUCACUACUAAAGCAAUGGCUCUGAUUGCUCUCUUAAAACUUUCUUCCCGUUUCCCAUCUUGUUCUGAAAGGAUCAAGGAUAUAAUUGUUCACCAUAAAGGCAGCCUUGUGCUUGAAUUGCAGCAAAGAUCCCUUGAAUUUAAUUCCAUCAUUGAGAAGCAUCAAAAUAUAAGAUCUACACUGGUCGAAAGGAUGCCAAUUUUGGAUGAGGCUACUUUCACUACAAGGAGGGCUGGUUCUUUGCCAGCAGCUGUUUCAACUUCUGGUGGGGCUUCCCUUAAUCUUCCAAAUGGAGUUGUGAAGCCCUCCACAGCUCCUCUUGUAGAUUUACUUGAUCUUUCAGAUGAUGUUCCAGCAGCACCCGGCUCUUCUGGUGGUGAUUUUCUUCAGGAUCUUCUAGGUGUUGAUUUGUCACCAGCUCCAACACAAUCAGGCACAAACCAGGUUCAAAAAGCUGGCACAGAUGUUCUACUGGAUCUAUUGUCAAUUGGAGUGCCUCCUGUACAAAGCAGCUCAUCUACAACUGACAUUUUAUCACCCAUUCAAAAUGAAAAAUCACCAAUAGCCACAUUAGAUGCACUCUCGUCAUCUUCUUCACCUUCUGCACAAGCAACUUCUUCUGCUAGAGCUGCUCCAAUGAUGGAUUUGUUGGAUGGCUUCGGUCCCAGCCCAUCAAAACCUGAGAAUAAUGGUUCAGUUUAUCCACCUUUCGUGGCAUUUGAGAGCAGCUCUUUGAGAAUAACAUUCAACUUCUCAAAGCAACCAGGAAACCCGCAAACAACAUUAGUCCAGGCAACUUUCACAAACUUGACACCCAAUGUCUUCACCGAUUUUAUAUUUCAGGCAGCAGUUCCAAAGUUUCUUCAACUGCACCUAGACCCAGCUAGCAGCAAUAUUCUUCCUGCAAGUGGUAAUGGAUCCAUUACACAAAAUAUGAGAGUUACUAAUAACCAACACGGGAAGAAAUCCCUCGUGAUGCGCACAAGGAUAUCAUACAAGAUCAACAACAAAGAUACACUGGAGGAAGGACACAUAAACAAUUUCCCGCGUGAGUUGUGAAGUUGGUUGAUCCAGAAAAAUGGUGAUGAUGCCCAUCUAGAGGCGCUUAUUUUUUGUCCAACGAGAAGCUCCUUCUCACCGUUUGUAGUGGUAGUUAAAUCCUUUUUGGUAUUCGUCUAUUUGGAUGAAAUAUGGCUUACAGCAGUUGGCAUUAGAUUUUCCUCGAGUUUGAAAUAUGUCCAUUGUCUCAUACAAUCUUCUCUGUUUUAGGUGAUUUGUGUAAAUUAUACAAAAUAUUUCUGUACGGAAUCGUGAGAAUUGAUUUGAAUUUUGCCAUUGAGGCGCAUACAGAAGGGACUUUGUGAUA